UUUUGGAUGCGCGCGCAGUUUAUUAUCCAAGAUGGCGGAGCUUACGUGAAUUUGCUUUUUAGAUGGUUAUUUUCAGCGAUUAGCCAGAUGAUCUAAGGAAUUAUGUCUAAAAUUCGGUCUUACGAUAGUGGUGAGCUGGAAAAUCAGUUUGUGCUACGUCUUCCUAAGAAGCAAGCUGAUGCUGUGAAAAAAUAUGUAAGCGGAGGAUCAAUCAAGGAGAAAUUAUCAAUUGAAUUCCAAGCUGAUUACCGACAUGCUACUGUCAGAGUUGGAGAUGAAGCACUCUCAGCAAAGCUUGUUGAUCUUCCUUGUGUUAUGGAGACACACAAGACAUUUGAUGACAAAAGCUUUUACAAAACAGCAGAUAUCUGCCAGAUGCUGUUAUGCACUGAUGAAGACCAAGAUAGUCAGAGUGAAGAUGAGGACCAAAGACACCACAAAAGGGAAUCCAAGAAGUUUGUUUGGAAUCAUGGAAUUACCCCUCCAUUGAAGAAUGUCAGAAAAAGAAGGUUUAGGAAAAUUGCCAAGAAAAAAGUUUCAGAGUCACCUGAAAUUGAAAAAGAGGUAAAACGAUUGUUGAGGACAGAUCUAAGUGCUGCUAAAGUCACAUUUGAAGUCAUCAAUGAUGAAGAGAAACCUGAUGAUUCAAAAAAGAAUCUCCCGACUGAUGCUGAUCUAGCUAGUGCCUCUGGAGUGUCUCCAAGGGUCUUGUCCAAAGGUGGCCCUCAAAUUGAUAACAACAGUGAUGAUGAGGAUGAUGACCGAAAUCAGCUUCUUGCAAUUCUACAAGAAGCAAGCAGUGACGAAGACGACGAUGAACCUGACAUUAGCCAAAAGGAUGAUGAUGAUAUUGAUGUUGAGGGUGAUGAAAAUGAAGAAUAUGAUAGUGAGCUCAAGACCCAGCUAGAAGAAGCCAGGGAGCGCUUGGAGGAAAUUCGUAGCUCCAAGCACCAACAGAUUGCAAGAGUCAGUGGUGCUGCGAACCCGUUUCUCAAGGAGAGAUUCGAGAAGAUUUUAGAAGACAUCAUACGACAAGAGAAAGAGCAACUGGCGGAGCUUGAAAAACUGGAGAGCGAAAUGGCCGCCGACACCAGUUAAUGUCUCAGGAUUCUGAAUGUACAUAGGAAUACUUUAAAGACACAAUCAAUAUAACAGAGACUGUUGGUUGUAUUAUAUGUUUUACGUAUUUUUUGAGAGGCAAAUCCAAAAUAAACACAGAAAUGAUGUGCCUGUCAAGCCAGAGAACGUCGAAAAAAUAAUAUUAAAAUGGAAAUAAGUCCUUUCUGGCAAAGAAACAUUCUGGCGUAUACGUAAGAGCUAGAUAAGUUGUUUUUUGCUGUUGUUAUUUUGCUAAAACGCCAAAAGCCUGAACGCGAGCGAGUAUGCCACCCAAAAAGCCGUUUUGCAAAAAAAAAAAAAAAAGGUUUUGCAAAUAGACCGCAAAAUUUGUAAACGAUAUUGAAAACGAUACAACAAUUGAAACAAGGACAAAAGUGAACCGUUUUUUUAUGAAGCAUGAGUUGUAUCAGGUUACAUGAUGUGCGGACAUGAUAUAUACCUAUUUGCAGAAUGAUUGGCAGUCGUUAUUACCAAUGCGGAAGCGGAAUUUAAAAACAGGUACCGGAAGGUUGAAGGCGUGCUGGGUUAUAUGCACCCUCGAUGACGUAGGUCACAAAGAUGACGGUGAAUUCAUGAUGGAAAGAAGGGAAGCGCUUUAUUGAACUUCAAGUGAUCUUAAGAGUGAUUAUUUUAUUAAAUAGCUAAAACGUGAGAAGUCGAACAACCCUUAGGCUCGAAAAACUAGUUGUUUGUAGCUGAAUGGUCCUAGCAUUUCCCAGAAGCGUACGUUAAAAACCCGUAAUAUAAGAACCAAGAUUUUUAAAACAGCCAUACAAGAAAGGUUCGUAUAAUUUCCAUAUAUUUUUCAUUUUUUUUAGCAAAUUAAAUGAUGUUAAAAAAAUUGGUUUCAUUUUUCACAAGUGAGCCUUCAUAAGAACUUCCUUUUUUAGGGAUAGGGGUUGUUUUUUUUGUUUGGGUAGGGGGUAAGCAGGUUUUUAUAUUUUAGAGUAUUAAAAUCCAACAUUUCUGCUUGGUGACAAAUCACUUGGUUCUUACACUCGGGUUUUGACUUUAUCGCAUAUGACGAGUCGUGAACUCGAGAAAUUUUAAAAGCGAUAAAGCGGCACAGUUGUAAAUCGUGACUCACACAUCGCCUAGAUAGAUAGAAAAUGAAAUAUUUUUUAAUUCGGUUAAUGCGAUUUCCUUGAAUUAAUGAAAAGCGAGGUAAAAGAAACAGGUCAGCAGAGAAUCCCGACAUGGGGUGGUAGGUUAAUCUUUUCAAUAAAAAGCCAUUUUAUAAUGUCAGUUACCAAGAUACCCGCUUGACAAAUUCCAUGUACACUUUUUAUUCUAAGAACGUCUUAUUUUCAGUUGUGGCUGGGUUGUUCUUAUUUUUGGACUACUUUAAGGCUGAAAAUGUUCUUAAGAAUGUUUUUGAAUUUUAAGUUAAGUUAAAAUUGUUACCUAAUGAACUGUUAGAAGAGAACUAAACAAAUGAUCCAUAGAAAUAAUAAUCAAAGUUGUUAUUGUCAAGACAAUUUGAUUAUGAAUUUUAGAACACAACACAUAUAUAUACACACCUAUUUCAAAAUAUGUUGUCAGUGCAAAUGGCUAAUGACAAUUCUCAAAUGGCAGUUAUGCUAUUAAAAAAUACCAUGAAACUAGUCAAAUUUCUGCUAAAUGUAGGGAAAUGUUGAUAAUUUCUGCUAUUAUAUUACUUAUAAUCUUUAUUCUUACAAAUCAUUAUACCCAUAAGCAGUGAUUGGUCUUAGAACUGCCAUUUGACAAUUGCCAUUUGCACUGCCGACGUUUAUUGGGAUAGGUGUAUAUAUAUAUAUAUAUAUAUAUAUGCAAGGUCCCGAUAACUUUCUUAAUAUUUAAGCCAUGUGAAUUUCGGGCCCGAGAAGUUCGGGAAAGAUCAAAAUCUAUGAACCUAUGAAGAGGGUCAUCCUUCACAUGAAUAUUUGUCGUAAAAUACGAUGUUUGACGAUAUUUUAUUUAGAUACCGCAAAUUUUAUAGGAAUUAGGCAGCUUUUCAAAUUUAAGGAAUAAAACGUUUUCGGGUCCGAGAAUUCCCGGGUGUUUUGAGAAAGAGUCCCUGGAUCAGCGGGGUAGCCAGGGUCUUUAACAGGAAAGGGCCCAAAAGGCCCUUCUUAAGGCCUUUCUCCUGUGUUUUAGAUAAUGUAUCAUACAUUUACUGUAUUUUUGGCUGCUGGAAAGGGGGGGCAACCCCUGGCUACGCCCCUGUGGAUAUUGUACGUAAAUCGAAGCAAACGUCUCUUCACUCUCUUGCCUCUGUUUAUUCAUUAAGUAACCCCUUUUUUGACUGCUGGCUAUAUAGCUAUCUAAUACGUAUAAGACUAUGUUGUAAAGUACUAAGAAGAACUAUAUUAAAAAUUAACAGUAAAUAACAAAA
This is a messenger RNA of Nematostella vectensis (starlet sea anemone), 3475 nucleotides long. RefSeq names its product transcription initiation factor TFIID subunit 7. Lineage: Eukaryota; Metazoa; Cnidaria; Anthozoa; Actiniaria; Edwardsiidae. The transcript is spliced from 12 exons. The record is from RefSeq and is a predicted model, not a curated record. Gene Ontology annotation, cellular component: transcription factor TFIID complex. The coding region runs from base 103 to 1098 and encodes 331 amino acids. Gene Ontology annotation, biological process: RNA polymerase II preinitiation complex assembly; transcription initiation at RNA polymerase II promoter. Gene Ontology annotation, molecular function: RNA polymerase II general transcription initiation factor activity.